CAGCCAUGUUCAUCUACCUUGUCAUUAGAAUAGGGUGUGAAGUCACCGGAAGACUCCAAUCCCCCAGUCUUCUCAACGGGCGGCCAUCUUUGGACUCCAGAGACUUAGACAGAGGUGGACGGUGCUGUAGCCUGAGAGUGGAAGGUUAAACCCACUGAAACUUUAAAGACUGUCUGUCUGUUUCACAUGUCUGCAAAACCUCCGUGUUUUAUAUGUCAGUCUGCUACUUCCAUUUCUAAAACAUGUCGAAAGCAACUAAACGGAAACAUGUAGUGAAAGAGGUUCUACUUGACUAUGUCCAACCUACAGAGAAUCAGCGCAUAGUAAAGGUUUUAGGUAGUCGUGGAAAUAAUCUCCAUGAGGUAGAGACUGCAGAGGGCGAGAAGUUUUUAGCUAGCAUGCCCACAAAAUUCAGGAAGAACAUUUGGAUCAAGAGAGAAGAUUUUGUUAUUGUCGAUCCAAUUGCUGAAGGAGAAAAGGUAAAAGCUGAGAUAUCCUUUAUCAUCUAUAAAGAUCAUCAGAGACUACUGCAGAAAGAAGGCCUCUGGCCAGCUGCAUUCAGUAAAGAAACUGAAAAAGUUGCCACAGACAAAGAGAGCAACAAAGAAGGGGCUGCAGAAUCUAUAGCUGGGGAGAAGUCAGGAGCAGAAGACACAGAUGAAGACUCAGAAGAUGACAGUGAUCUGUUUGUCAACACUAACCGUGUCCAGUACGAGGAGAGUGAAGAGGAAUCAUCCGAUAGUGAUGAAGAAAGUGAACAUGAGGAGGAAAAAGCGGAAAAAUAAUGUGUGAUGCUUUUUGUUGAAAGAAUGCCGAAAUUUUCAGACAUGACUUUAACCUGAUUUAGUGCCUAUAAAGGAUAUGGACUUAAAGGGCCGAGCUGUUUUGGAAUAAUACCAAAUGUGGACUUUUUUCUAUGAUCAAACUUUGAAUGAUCUUGCUUUGAGAUCAGACUGUGAAACAGUAGGUUAGAUCAGAAAUUAACUUUUUGUUCUCGUACAUUCCUUAAUCACUUCAAUACUGGACACUUUCACCCCCUGCCCCCAGAUUUCAGCAUCGUCACACUUUACCCAAAUGAAAGUUUUUAACUUUUUUUUUAGUUUUCUUUUGGUGGUAUUUAUUCAACACUGGAUUUGUUUUUGACAUAUAAACAAAAAAAAUAAGAAUUUGAAAAAAAAAGCACCCCUUUUUUUCCUUGGUUUCUGUUUUUGCAAAUAAAUCUAUCGUCAUAAAUUCAUGCCAAAAUA
This is a messenger RNA of Rana temporaria (common frog), 1247 nucleotides long. RefSeq names its product eukaryotic translation initiation factor 1A domain containing (gene EIF1AD). The transcript has 6 exons. The coding region runs from base 243 to 785 and encodes 180 amino acids. Gene Ontology annotation, molecular function: translation initiation factor activity; RNA binding. Gene Ontology annotation, cellular component: nucleus. Gene Ontology annotation, biological process: translational initiation. NCBI's taxonomy places the organism in Eukaryota, Metazoa, Chordata, Amphibia, Anura, Ranidae. The record is from RefSeq and is a predicted model, not a curated record.